Fonsecaea nubica is the source of this 318-nucleotide messenger RNA. Its product is annotated as Ribose-phosphate pyrophosphokinase 2. The record is from RefSeq and is a predicted model, not a curated record. NCBI's taxonomy places the organism in Eukaryota, Fungi, Ascomycota, Eurotiomycetes, Chaetothyriales, Herpotrichiellaceae. The coding region runs from base 1 to 318 and encodes 105 amino acids. The transcript has a single exon.
AUGGAUUAUUCCAUGUUCUUUGGCGUCGACGACGGUGAUAAUGAUGACAACGAUGGGAAAGAUACAAGAGGGCUUGAUGUGCUUGAAAGCCUCAGCGUCCUAUCACAGGAGGCGCAGAUCCAGAUUGGGGCCUUCUUCGCUAAGCACCCCGUGACGCUGGAGAUGUGCCAUCAGCACGUGGUCGCCGUGCUGAAGAAGAAAGUGGUGAUCCGGUCGGCCGACAUCCAAUUAAGCGACGGCUGCUACACUUGUCACGUGGACAACACCGACGAGGACCCGGAAGACAGCAUGUUGGCGAGGCGCGCGAUCUCGACCUGA